AUGAUGUAUAGCGGAGAAAACGUGUUAGUGAUAGAAUCAAAAACUCGAGACGGGUGCAGAGUACUGCUGAAUCUGGCGGACCUUAUGCGUCUUCAAUAUCUUGAAUGUUGUAUUUUCGAAAGUAUUAUCCGGAAAGAAGUAUUCACCGCACCAUUAAUUAUAAAACAGUAUGAGGAGUUCGCGACUUACGUAGAUGAGAAAUGUGCCCGUCAUAAAUCGCCACCGAAAAAUAUCGAUGAGAUGAGAAUAUUCAUUCAAAACAUGCAAGACGAUCGAACGGUUGAAUCUUCGCCGAACUUCACUAGUCAAAUACAAAUGUGCGCAGCUGUACAACUAGCAGAAUCUUUACUAAAUCUGGAAGCAUACAACUCACAUGAGGUAAUUGACGGGCCAUGGAUACCGGAUCAAGUCAGGACACCAUCACCAUUUCAAACGACUUACGCUCAACACCCAACACCAAUUCGCUGUGUACAACGUCAAUUAUUUUAA
Molecule: messenger RNA, 489 nt
Organism: Macrosiphum euphorbiae (potato aphid)
Lineage: Eukaryota; Metazoa; Arthropoda; Insecta; Hemiptera; Aphididae
Source: the annotation of a GenBank genome assembly